This is a messenger RNA of Kluyveromyces lactis, 1023 nucleotides long. It is a transcript of the gene AIM39, whose product is annotated as Aim39p. The transcript has a single exon. Lineage: Eukaryota; Fungi; Ascomycota; Saccharomycetes; Saccharomycetales; Saccharomycetaceae. Bases 1 to 1023 code for a protein of 340 amino acids. The record is from RefSeq and is a predicted model, not a curated record.
AUGUAUUUGGCACGAUCAGGGGUGUUUAUAAGCCGGAUUCGUGUUUUAUCGAUAUUGAAUCCUCGUUUUGUAUUACUUAGCCGAAGGCUUAACCAUACCGAUUCAAAGCAUUAUUUCACAGAUCCAAAGACUAAUGAAAUUAAAAAACCUCCUACGUUCUUCCAGCACCAUGACUCCAAAGUUAAUGCAUCGGCAGACGAUGUUGCACAAGCUAUAGCAGAGUCGGUACGUGCUCAUAAGAAAAGACGUCAAAAAGUAUUUUUCUCAGCAAUGCUAACGGGGAUCAUCGGUGUCACUUUAGGGUUUUCCAUCAGUUAUAAAGUUUUGUACAAGAAACAAGAGAGUUUCAUACCUUUAGUACCCAGUAGGAAAUGGCAUAGGCUAUCAGCGUAUGAUGCGCAACGUGUGAACAUCGAUGAAAUGAAAAUGCUAGGUAAGAUGAGGUGUUUAUCUGUCCUUACGAAUCAUGAAAUGAUCAGGGAACAAUUUGGAAUACCGUUGAAAACUGAUACUGGGGAAGUACCCUCCGUUAAAUCGUUUGAAGUUUGGUGUGAAGACCAGGAUCCUGGUGUACUAGGAAUUGUAGUAAGACCCAUUGACGCGACUCGAGAUAACGACUCGAGGUAUCAUAGGACUCAUGGUUGGCAUACUAUCCCUGGAUUAUUUCAGUGGAGAAUGGGUACGAAACCCAUAAAGAUACGGGAUAAAUUUGAUUCCUUCUUGAAGUUUAUUGGGGUCAAUACAGGUGAUCUCUUAGAGGUGAUCAAUCCAGAUAGAGAGGUUGGAGAUUUUAAAUACGAAUACCCGUUAAGAAAGGGAGAUAGCUUUGAUGGUGAUGAUGAUCGGGCAAUGCAUAUUUGGUUUUUCGGAGAAAUUGAUUUAUCUCAGGACGCAAUGGUAGUCUUCAAGGGGAAGUACCAUGUUAACGUUAAGUUGGAGCAAGUGGAUCUUCUUAAAAAGGAAAAUGACCAGUUAAUCAGGUACGUCUUGUAUAAGAAUGAGAACGAUAAAAAAAAUGGUUAG